Messenger RNA from Lagenorhynchus albirostris (white-beaked dolphin), 996 nucleotides. It is a transcript of the gene MPPED1, whose product is annotated as metallophosphoesterase domain containing 1. Bases 16 to 996 code for a protein of 326 amino acids. Gene Ontology annotation, molecular function: hydrolase activity. The transcript is spliced from 6 exons. The record is from RefSeq and is a predicted model, not a curated record. Lineage: Eukaryota; Metazoa; Chordata; Mammalia; Artiodactyla; Delphinidae.
GGCCUGCGGAAGUCCAUGUGGCGCGCUAGGUGGGAUCCCGGCGUCCUGAAAGCAGAGGCCCUGGCCCUCCUGCCCUGCGGCCUGGGCAUGGCCUUCUCCCAGUCCCACGCGAUGGCCGCUCGGAGGCACCAGCACAGUCGGCUUAUCAUCGAGGUGGACGAGUACAGCUCCAACCCCACCCAGGCCUUCACCUUCUACAACAUCAACCAGGGCCGCUUCCAGCCGCCGCAUGUGCAGAUGGUGGACCCGGUGCCUCAUGACGCCCCCAAGCCGCCCGGAUACACCCGCUUUGUCUGCGUGUCUGACACCCACUCGAGGACGGACCCCAUCCAGAUGCCCUACGGCGACGUGCUCAUCCAUGCCGGGGACUUCACCGAGCUGGGGCUCCCGAGCGAGGUGAAGAAAUUCAACGAGUGGCUGGGCAGCCUGCCCUACGAGUACAAGAUCGUGAUCGCAGGCAACCACGAGCUGACCUUCGACCAGGAGUUCAUGGCCGACCUCAUCAAGCAGGACUUCUACUACUUCCCGUCCGUGUCGAAGCUGAAGCCGGAGAACUACGAGAACGUGCAGUCGCUGCUGACCAACUGCAUCUACCUGCAGGACUCGGAGGUCACCGUGCGGGGCUUCCGCAUCUACGGCUCCCCGUGGCAGCCCUGGUUUUACGGCUGGGGUUUUAACCUCCCGCGAGGCCAAGCGCUGCUCGAGAAGUGGAACCUCAUUCCUGAAGGCGUAGACGUCCUGGUAACCCACGGACCGCCACUGGGCUUCCUGGACUGGGUCCCCAAGAAGAUGCAGCGGGUGGGCUGCGUGGAGCUGCUCAACACAGUGCAAAGGCGCGUCCAGCCGCGGCUGCAUGUCUUCGGCCACAUCCAUGAAGGGUACGGAGUCAUGGCGGAUGGGACAACCACCUACGUGAACGCAUCUGUGUGCACCGUGAACUACCAGCCCGUGAACCCACCCAUAGUCAUUGACCUGCCCACACCCCGGAACUCCUGA